Molecule: messenger RNA, 3816 nt
Organism: Procambarus clarkii (red swamp crayfish)
Lineage: Eukaryota; Metazoa; Arthropoda; Malacostraca; Decapoda; Cambaridae
Gene: Acsf3
Product: Acyl-CoA synthetase family member 3
Biological process (GO): fatty acid metabolic process
Molecular function (GO): medium-chain fatty acid-CoA ligase activity
Source: RefSeq, a predicted model, not a curated record
AAGAACUGGAGACAUAUAUCAUCAUCAUCAUCAAGUUCCUCUCUGUUGCCAAUAUUUAGAAAAGCAGCACAGUAUAAAGAUGCUGUGGCAGUUACUGACCAGCACGGAGAACAUACUUAUGGACACAUUCAUAAAUUAAGGUAGGAAGAGUGAAUGAGUUACUGUAUCUACAACUCUGCAUAUAACAUCACAUAUAGUACGUACAUAUAUUUUUUUCGUUGAAAGUUUACCCCUAAAAAAUAUUGCACUGAUAUAUUUUUGCAUUGGAAAUCAAUUUAUUUUCUAUGCCUUAUUUAAAUUUUAGCCAUUAUUUUCAUUUCAUAGCAAUACAUACUGUGCAUGCAACAAUGUGUAUAUAAAUGAGCAUUUCAUGUAUGAAGAUAUACUGUAAAUGUUUAGGUUUGUCAUGUCAGUUCAAAUGACUAAGUAAAAAAUGAUCAAGUUUUUUGGCAUUUUAAGCCUUUAUUUUUUUCCCCUUGAUGACUUAUUCCUUGUUCUUUUUAUAUAUUAUUGAACUUUAUUUCUGGCAGUUUAAACAUCAAGAUAUCAAGAUGAGGCUUGAAGGCUGUGCAACUUGCAUAAACAAUGGUGCAACUUGCCUGGAAUGAACCCAUAAUGCACAGAAACAUGGGACAGCUUAUAAGUCCUCUUAUGAAUAAAGCACAGUAGUACAAAGAAUUACUCCAAGCCUAGCUUCUCCAUGCAGUUAGCUAUGCUUUCCUGGACUUUUUGGACAAGUUAGUGGACAUUUGGCCUGGCGAAUUCAGGAUGUGCUUGGCAAAGGUUCGGGACAGCACCGCGUCGCUUUUCUCUGUCCCAGUGACGUUUCAUACGUGAUCACGCAAUGGGCCACUUGGAUGGCUGGUCACGUUGCCGUGCCUCUUUACCCCAAACAUCCACCGUCCGAAUUGGAGUAUUUUGUUCGAGACAGCGAAGCUUCCAUCAUUGUUACAACAUCUGAAUUAACCAAUAAGAUCAAACCUAUUCUCUCUGGACAGCAGGUCAUAGUCCUGGAGGAGUUUUUCUUCAAGCCAUCCACUCCUGAAGACAACUCCAAAGUUCAGGCUAUGCCCAAAGAGGAAAACUUUCAAGUUGAUUACGGUCGAGACAAUGAUUUCUACUCAAUCAAUGAUGCAUUAAUUAUCUACACCAGUGGCACUACUGGCCGCCCUAAGGGUGUGGUCCUGACUCACAAGAAUCUGUUAUCACAAAUAAGUUGUCUUCAUCAGGCUUGGGGCUUGAGCUCUGGUGAUGCCAUCCUCCAUUGCCUGCCUCUCCACCACACACACGGCAUUGUUAAUGCUCUCCUCUCUCCCCUCUAUGUUGGUGCCAGGGUUGUGAUGCUACCGCAGUUUUCAGCAGCUGCUGUAUGGAGCAAGCUAUUGUCACUCGACACACCCGUCCAGUCACGAGUCAACCUCUUUAUGGCAGUGCCAACAAUGUAUGCCAAACUUAUUGAAGAAUAUGAUAAUAAAUUGGUUAAAAAUACUCGUAUGCAAGAAUACGUAAAAUCCGUCUGUAUUCAAAACAUCAGACUUAUGGUGAGUGGUUCAGCAGCAUUACCAGAACCAGUCCAUGAGCGUUGGCAGCAGAUUACAGGGCAUACUCUUUUAGAACGUUAUGGAAUGACUGAAAUUGGCAUGGCACUCUCUAAUUCUUUGAAGGGCACUCGUAAGCCAGGAUUUGUUGGAAACCCAUUGCCUGGAACUGAAGUGUGCAUAGCAAAAUUUCUCCCUGGGACGGACAAAUAUGAAGUGUUAUGCUAUGGAAAUUCUCAUGGAACUGAAGUAAUGUUGAAAGAGAAUACAGAGCCUGGAGAGUUGCUAGUACGUGGGCCAAAUGUUUUUAAAGAAUACUGGAAGAACUCCGAGGCAACCUUGAAGGAAUUUACUCACGAUGGCUGGUUUAGAACAGGUGACACAGCACAGUAUGUCGAUGGAGCAUACAAGAUUCUUGGACGCACCAGUGUGGAUAUAAUAAAGAGCGGAGGCUUUAAGAUUUCUGCACUUGAUGUAGAGCGCCAUCUUCUUAGCCAUCCGAACAUUUCAGAUGUUGCAGUUGUGGGCAUUCCAGAUAUCACUUGGGGUCAAAAAGUGGCAGCUGUAGUUGUGUGGUCAGGUCAGGAAACAUUAGAUCAACUUGAGUUAAAAAAAUGGGGACUAAAGCUAAUGCCACACUAUCAAAUUCCUUCGGUAGUAGUUACUGCGACAAAUGGUCUUCCUCGUAACAACAUGGGAAAAGUUAAUAAGAAGCAAAUUUUAAAAGACUUCUUUCCAUGAAGAUAAAGCCUGCCUCAGUUUUAUUUGCCAUUAUCAAUAUUACCUUAAUUUAAAGUGUUUAUGAAAAAAUUGUAGGAGGUAAACCUAAAAUUUUAAGUGCUGACUUUGUUAACUCUCUGGCUGCGACAGUCGUUGAAUGUCACCAAAUUCAUAACCACUUCUGUACCGUUUUGAUGCAUUGCGUUACAUCCCUAAGAAUUUUCAACUUGAGUCUUGAGCAGUCGGCUAUGAAUGUGAAUGGAAACUGGUUACAAUUAAUAACCAGAUGCUGGUGAGCAUGGGUUGGCAGUGGCUCUUCUUCCAUUUCCUCUUCAAAACAAAGAGCCUUCCUUAUGUGCAGUAGUUAUUUUUUCCGUUUAUGAAAUGAACAUUACUCCCAACUGAUGAUAUUUGAUCUUUUCUCUAAAAUACAGUAGCGUCCCUGAAUUUGAAUGCUCAGUGCACUUCUCAAAAUGAUUCCCAUUUCAGACAUUUAACUACACAGCCAAAGAAUUAAAUAAGUUUAGCAUAAAAGAGCUAGAUGGUUUAUCUUCAGUAUGUGUCAAGGAAGCAAAUGGCAGACUAAUGUAUAUUAAAAUACAGUAUUGUAAAAAUACUUAUUUUUUUCAUGUUUCAGGUUCAAUGUCUAAUAAUGGUUUAUGUAGCUGGUUAGCAUUGUAAAUGUGUGGCCACGUCUGUGGUAAAAAAAAAUAAAAAUAAAAAUAAAAUGGUUUAUUUGGAAAAAAAAGGCACACUAAUGUGCAUCCAUGCCUACAAGUUGCACACACUGUACACCCACAUACAGAACAUUAAAUGCAAAUUUAACAUCAGAGGCACUCAUAACUGAUCCUCCCUAAUUGGCCAGUGUCCAGAUUGUCUUCAGGAACUUGGACAAAGGAACAUUUUGAAGAUUGUAUACAAUCUUUUGAAUCUGCGUCUGUGAUAGAUUAAGACCUGAAAACCUUAAUUACAGGCACUUUGGGGUCCAUCUCAUCAUUUGCUGCUGGUUAAAUUUUGUAAAGCCCUUAUUUGAAAUAGCUUUCACUAAACUUUGUAUCAUCACAAAUAUGCCUAGUUAAACAAUGGUUUAGUGCCAGUGUCCAUUUUGUGACAGUAACCUUUUCCUCUGAUGCCCACUGAAUGGGUGUGGGGUGCAUGAUAUAGAAAUACAGUGUGAACCAAAUAUAAAUGCAUGUAGCUCAGCACCAAUGUGAGUGCUGAGCUUCUCUUCAUUAUCAAAAAAAAGCAUCAAGCUUGGGAGACUAUGCAGCAUAAGCUUAAACAACUUUGAGGUCCUGAAUCCAUUGUGUGACGGAUCUUUUUGUAUAUGUUAACAAAUCUUGUAACUACAGUAGUUCAUCAAUGCUAUGUGUAUAUCUCUUUAGCUAAACAAAUAUUGGGUUCAGUUACUAAGUGCCACUCAAAGAAUAAAUAUGAGGUGCAUAUUAAAUGAUUUAAUCAAAACUUUUAAUUGUGAAUAAAGUGUUGUAUUCAGCUAGAUGCUGUAAGGAUGUAAUUAAGCUAGUUUUGAAAGAUAAAAUUAAAGAUUCCACAAGCA